This is a messenger RNA of Lolium perenne, 706 nucleotides long. RefSeq lists its product as uncharacterized. The record is from RefSeq and is a predicted model, not a curated record. NCBI's taxonomy places the organism in Eukaryota, Viridiplantae, Streptophyta, Magnoliopsida, Poales, Poaceae. Gene Ontology annotation, molecular function: zinc ion binding.
ACCUUCUCACGCGCCCCCCUCUAGAUCGUCGCACCGCAAUUCAUUAAUCUGCAGAUCCCCUUCUCCUCCAAGCCUCCCCUGCUUCCCAACAUCAUCCCCAUCACCGCGUAGCCGAUCUGCCCUCCUGUGCCACUCCCGUCAUGGCGAACUCGUCGUCCUCCGCUGCUCUUGUCCCUCACCAGCAACAGGAGGAUAUCGCGCCCCUCCCGCUGAUCCGGUGCCCAAGGUGCAACCUGGGAGUUGUAUGCUGGUUCAUCUCCCAUACAUUGAAGAAUCCUGGCAGGCACUUCUACAAGUGUGAAUUCCACGGGCCCAACGGAUGCGGUUUCUGGAAAUGGGAGGAUGCAUACAUCGACUACCUCCGUGCUAGGUGGGGACACAUUUUCAACCUGCCCGCCCCACUGCAGCUCCAACAGCAGCAUCCAGCGAUGGUUCAAGCACAGGCUGACAUCAGGAACCUCAUGUUCAUAGGGAUGGCGACACUCAUCGGUGUUCUGCUCCUCCUUGGAGCCAAGAUCUAGGGUGAUAGGUUCGGAUUAGGCCUCAAUUGGCACGGCAGCCUGUAGCUGCGCUGUCAUCACUACCAUUAGUAACACAUUAGCCAUCAACAACCAUUAGCACUGUAAUUUACCAUCCUAAGCAAAACCAUGUACCCCACCUAUGUAACCGAGAUAUUUAUGUGGUUCCAAUUAAUGUUUUUCAGUAA